AUGGCGCGCUUCUUGUGGCGUUUCUUGGUGUUGGCCGUUCUGAAAAGGUCAAGCAGCCAAAGCACGGAGCAAGCGCCUUGUACAUCCAGCUCAAUUCUACGAAUGAUCCGGGACUUUGCGCCAGAGUGCAUCUCGGCUUGCCCGUCUGUCUGCUUGCCUUUGGAAGGCCUUAUCUCCAGUGUCAUGAUGGGUCAGGACCCCUUCUUGACCAUCUGCCCAAAUUGGCAGACGUUCUACUGCAUGGCCUUGCCAGACGUGUUGGAAUCGUGCACUCCGCUUCUGGAUGCUGCAAAAACCUACGUGGGAAUCAACUUGCCAAGGAGCGGCGAACAGCUCAUGGACGUCUGUGAAGUUUCAAGCACCUCAACGACAACAGUCGGAACGCAGACCGGAACGCAGACCGGAACGUCAACGUCUGCAGCCGUGACAUCGUCGACUUCACAAGAGCUGGCCGGUACUUCCGCCACCGCCACCACGGAUGCCACCAGCAACACAAGUGUCACAUCGACUGCAACGGCUUCAGCUACAGCCACAGCCACCACAGCUACUCUGACUGCAACCGUAACUCCCACCUCCACAACUUUUUCUGCGACUUCCUCCACAACGUCGAGCGACCUGGGAGAACAAGAACAUGGCCUCAACAGAGCUCCGGACAGUCUUUCAAUCUCCCAAGAGAGAGCAGCUGAGCCCACAGAGCAACAAACAUCAACGGAACAGAGGCAGAAUCAGUCGGAGGAGGUGCUGAAUGCCAGCGAGAACUUUUCGGAAGAUUUUGAUGAUUUUCGGGAUGGCUACGUCAUUGAUGCUUCUUGUCCUCCUUCUGCCCUUUGGGCACUCCUCCUCGUGCUGGAGGGCCAAGGCAAGGAGAGGCCGACUGCUUUUGAGGCCGAGAUGGCCAUGGGCGGACCGGCAGCCACCGGCAGCCUCCUUCAAGAGGAGCGCGCGCCGACCGACCCAGUUCCCUUUCCCCUGCGACUGGUGGCAAAGCCACUGCUCGCUGAAAUUGGGUUGAGAGCCACAGAGCGUACCUCGCCCGCUGCACAGAAGAAAUGCAAGGAUCAGAGCCCAGGGAGAAAAGCAGUGCGGACUCUGGCGGUGCUUGGAUGCCUGGUUCCACAUGGGCCGCAUCGAACAGCAUUCAUGACUUCGUUUGGGGACUACCACCUGAUUUGGUACGAUGUUCGUUCGGAGCGGGACGCAUUUCAGCCGGACCAGUUUAUCUUCGAAACCGUCGUGGAGAGUGUGCCAAGUUUGUCUCGAGUUCGCAGCGCCAACGAUCUUUUUGAACUGUUUUCGGGAGGUGACAGGGAAGCGCCCACAAAGGUAGUUGUGGCGUUGAUGGCACUUUUGGGUGGAAACUUGAUUGCCCGUGGUCAGUACACGGCAUUCUUCAGCUUCGUCGGGAUCUUUUUGACAGUUGGAGUUUUCCAGCAGCUGAAAGGACUCGCACAAGCGUCUGCAGCCCUGCUUGUGUGCUAUUUUCUCAAGACCACAAUCUGGGAUGGAACCGUGUCCUUCGAGUGGCUUGUUACAGUGUUGAUCAUUAUGGUUCUGGCGGUCUUCCUGGUCAUGGUCAUUCGCAUCCUCUCGAGGCAGGAUCCUCGCAGCUAUGUCUUGUUGAAGGAGCAGUCUUCGCAGCAUGCACAGAUCCGCAACCAGUGUUGCAUGGAUGUGAAGGUCUUAAGCUUCGAGGCGCAUGACAAUGUGCGAUUUGUACCACGGGGCGGUCUGCUGCCCAAGGGCUCGGUUGUGCCAAGGGGUGGUCUGAUUCACUUAGGCCACCAGGCUCCGUAUUCCGUGAAGAUUUUCUCGCCCUUUGAGACGGAGCUAGGGACCUGGACGGAUGUCCAGGGCCACUACGUCCUGAGAGAAACCAUCCCGCCCUGCAUCAUCAGCGAGAGCCAGAGCUCUUCUUCUAUUUUCCGGAACUCCACAGAAGCAGAGGUCGUCCUGUGCCUUUGCAAACGACACCACUGGACCAGUAGCUUGUGGCUCCCGCUCUCCCAGGCCAUCGCACGCUUGCGUUGGCCCGGAAGACUCGUUAAGCCACAAGAGGAGGUAGAACUGGCGAAGGUGCCCUGCGUAGUCCGUGUAUACACCGGUUUCGUAAAUGUUUUCGGAGCGCAUGGUCUUGUUGGGGGCAUUCUUGAACAAGCAUGCUGCAUGCUUGAAACUGGUGAAGACGUGGAUUUUGUCGGGGGCGUCACCUGGUCGCGCCCUCUGGAUCGUGCGAGGAAUAGCAUGUCGUCCUUGCUGUCGCUGAAUCGUAAGUAG
Molecule: messenger RNA, 2274 nt
Organism: Symbiodinium necroappetens
Lineage: Eukaryota; Dinophyceae; Suessiales; Symbiodiniaceae
Source: the annotation of a GenBank genome assembly